Daphnia magna is the source of this 700-nucleotide messenger RNA. RefSeq names its product succinate dehydrogenase [ubiquinone] cytochrome b small subunit A, mitochondrial-like (gene SdhD). The transcript is spliced from 3 exons. Bases 71 to 592 code for a protein of 173 amino acids. Gene Ontology annotation, cellular component: mitochondrial envelope; membrane. The record is from RefSeq and is a predicted model, not a curated record. Gene Ontology annotation, molecular function: ubiquinone binding; heme binding. Gene Ontology annotation, biological process: tricarboxylic acid cycle; mitochondrial electron transport, succinate to ubiquinone. NCBI's taxonomy places the organism in Eukaryota, Metazoa, Arthropoda, Branchiopoda, Diplostraca, Daphniidae.
GCGUCAAAAAUUGCCUAAAGCGAGAACCUUCGUCAAAUUCGUCUGCUGUUGUUAUUGCAAGAAAUUGAAAAUGGCCGCAAUGAUGUCUCUCUGCAGAAAUUUCGGGAAAGUUGGACUGUCGAAUCGGAUGACAAUUGGAAAUCCCUGUUUAGCUGCGCUUUCAAACAGGAACAAAACGUUUCUUGAAAACAGAAUUGUGCCUUCAUCCCAAAAUGGUGUGAAAAAAUUUACGGUGAACCAUAAGGCCCUUGCAGAAACAUCGUCUUGCAAGUCGGCAGAUGAUCACACAAGACUUUGGACAAUAGAAAGAAGUUUAGCACUUUCUCUAGUUCCUCUUGUUCCUUCAGCAUUCAUGUUUCCAUCUGCUGCAAUGGACUACUUACUUGCUAUUUCCUUCACACUACAUGCUCAUUGGGGUUUGGAGACCAUUGUUGUGGACUAUCUCAGACCAAAAGUGGUUGGUCCUGCAUUAGCAAAACUUGGUGUUGCCCUUGUGUAUGGAAUUUCUGCUUUCACCCUUGGUGGGCUGUUCUAUUUUAAUUAUUCAGAUGUUGGAAUUGUUAAUGCCAUUAAAAUGUUAUGGAAAUUAUAAAAGAACAUAAAUUUCAUGGAAAUCCAUGCAAGUUGUUUCAAAGAGAUUUGCAUAGUGGCGUGUUUUGUAUUAGAAUGUAACAAUAAAAGAAAUUGAACACAAAAAAAA